This is a messenger RNA of Orycteropus afer afer, 564 nucleotides long. RefSeq names its product heat shock protein HSP 90-beta-like. Lineage: Eukaryota; Metazoa; Chordata; Mammalia; Tubulidentata; Orycteropodidae. Gene Ontology annotation, biological process: protein folding; cellular response to heat; protein stabilization. Gene Ontology annotation, cellular component: cytosol; protein-containing complex; plasma membrane. The record is from RefSeq and is a predicted model, not a curated record. Gene Ontology annotation, molecular function: disordered domain specific binding; ATP-dependent protein folding chaperone; ATP hydrolysis activity.
AUGCCCUUGCUCUCAUUUCGUUGUGAAAAUCAGUGUCUACUUCUUUACUGCAGAAAUUGUCAGCAACUGUCCAGGGAUAAAUUUCCCAUUGUCAAAGAUGAAAAAAAAUCUCAGCUUGAAAGGGUGACAAUCUUCAAUAGACUUGUGUCUUUACUCUGCUGCAUUGUGACUAGCACAUAUGGCUGGAUGGCCAACAUGGAAUGCACCAUGAAAGCCCAGGCACUUCGGGACAACUCUACAAGGGGCUACAUCAUGGCCAAGAAGCACCUGGAGAUCAACCCCGAUCACCUGAUUGUGAAGAUGCUGUGGAAGAAGGCUGAGGCAGAUAAGAAUGACAAAGCCAUCAAGGAUUUGGUGGUGCUGUUGCUUGAAACUUUUCUGCUCUCUUCUGGUUUCUCCCUUGAGGAUUAUGAAUCCAACUGCAUCUACUACCCCAUGAUCAAGCUGGCCUUAGGCAUUGAUGAAGAUGAAGAGACAGCUGAGGAACCUAGCGCUACUGUUCCUGAUGAGAUUCCCCCACUUGAGAAUGAUGAGGAUACAUGUCUCAUGGAAAAAGUUGAUUAG